Uranotaenia lowii is the source of this 1611-nucleotide messenger RNA. RefSeq lists its product as uncharacterized. Gene Ontology annotation, biological process: transmembrane transport. NCBI's taxonomy places the organism in Eukaryota, Metazoa, Arthropoda, Insecta, Diptera, Culicidae. Gene Ontology annotation, molecular function: transmembrane transporter activity. Bases 157 to 1587 code for a protein of 476 amino acids. The transcript has 3 exons. Gene Ontology annotation, cellular component: membrane. The record is from RefSeq and is a predicted model, not a curated record.
AAUUUUUUCCAUAUUUUAUCUUCCACCAAUCGAACGGUCAUUAGGGUUCCGAUAGCGUAGAGCUCGGUACUACGUGUAGUUUUAAUACCAUUUUCGACAAGUUUCGAUUGUUUUGAGAUUAACCAAUUCGAAAGUUUUUAAGUUAAUUUCUGCAAAAUGGGAGGCUGCAGCGAAUGGUUCCAGCGGAACCAGAAGAACAAGCCACAAUCCAACACCUUGACAGCUUAUGCCAUGACGCUAAUGGUCAGUGGAAUGGUCAUCGGAUCAACGAUAUUCAACGUGGAGUAUUCGCUGCAGGCUUGGACACUGGGCCACUCCAGUGGUGAAGUUCUGAUGGUGUCACUGUCUUUCUACCUGGCCGCCAUGCUGGGAACACUGGUCGGUUACAUUCUGGUUGAACGGUACCCUAAGAACGUUAUUUCGCGUAUUUUUCUCGUACCGACUCUAGUUGGAAGCAUUCUCUUAACGGCAGUCCCAGAGGAAAUAGCAGGCGUUGCCAUUGCUCGAGUCUUGAUUGGCUUCAGUCAUGGCGUAGCCUACUUGGUGCUGCUCAUUCACUCUGGUGAAAUUGCAAUCAACCGAAUGCGUGGUUCUAUUGUAGCGUCUAUGAGUCAGGUCCUCAUGAUCGGGGUGCUGAUUUUCGGAAUCAUAAGCCCAAUGGAAAUGUACAACUACGGAAUGAAUCCCCUAAGACUAGUCGGAAUUCUGGGAAUUGUUUUGACCGUUUUCGGUGGACUGCUCUCCUAUUUCAUAUUCCAUGAAUCACCGGUGUUCCUGUUGAAGCGUGGACGCGACGAUAUGGCCAUCAAAACGAUGAUGAAAUUACGAACAGAGUCGGUUGAAACGUGGGAACUCCGAAACGACUUUAACGAGCUUAAAGCCAUGGUUUCGGAGGAAGAACAACGCUCGAAAUCGAUGUUAUCCGAUGGAAACCUUCGACCUCUAGUUGUGCUGGCACUCGCCAAGGUCGCAACAGUGCUGUCCUUCAACAUGGCCCUCAACAUUGUUAGAAUUCUGAUCCUGAGUACUUUGUUCCUUUCUAGUACCUACAAUUCUUCAGCACUGAUCAUUAGCUUGGUUAGGGCCGUUGUCAUGCUCCUCGCUAUCUUUACCGUGGACAAAUACGGUCGCAAGAUCUCCUUCACCUUUUCAACACUCACCUCAGGGAUCAUAUUGACCAUCCUGGGUAUCAUCUUCCUGACCAGUCAAUCUUUAGAUCGGGACGUAGCGAUCGGAAUUGUGCUAACCUACGAGGUGCUAGCUUCCCUCGGAUCAACCUUCAUCCCGGAUGUGUACCUAUCGGAGGCCUUCCCUCUCCUCAAGAAAUCGGCCUCAAUAGGAGCCGUCCUAACGGUGGAAAACAUCUUCCAGCUGAUCUUCGUUUGCAUUAUGCAUUCGGCCACCCGUGUGUACAUCGGGGACGUGCUGGUCGGGUGUGGAGUUCCGCUGGUGGCACUGAGUGGUGCCUUCUUCCUGCUGCUACCGGAGACGGCCCGAAUGUCACUGCGGCAGGCGAGUGCGGAGUUCGCGAAGCAAGGGUUGAACCAUCGAAGUUACAAGGUGCAAAUGGAAGCGAAUCAACCAUGAAGGGAAUAAAUAUUUAUUUAAAAA